Molecule: messenger RNA, 1953 nt
Organism: Linnemannia hyalina
Lineage: Eukaryota; Fungi; Mortierellomycota; Mortierellomycetes; Mortierellales; Mortierellaceae
Source: the annotation of a GenBank genome assembly
AUGUCCGCCGCUGAACCAGCAUUCAACCGCCCCGCCCUCGAGCAGCUUCUCGGCAAGCGCUUCUUUUAUGCCCCCGCCUUCUCUCUCUACGGAGGUGUUGCUGGUCUGUACGACUACGGUCCCCCAGGUUGCGCCCUUCAGGCCAACAUCCUCGACAUCUGGCGCAAGCACUUUGUUCUGGAGGAGGAUAUGCUCGAGGUCGACUGCUCGAUCAUGACCCCCGCCGAGGUCUUGAAGACCUCGGGCCACGUCGACCGUUUCUCGGACUGGAUGUGCAAGGAUCUCAAGACAGGAGAGAUCUUCCGUGCUGAUCACUUGGUGGAGAACGUCCUCGAGGCCCGUAUCGAUGGUGACAAGCUCGCCCGUAACGCCCCCGUCGAGAUCAAGGUCGACAAGGACGAGAAGAAGAAGAAGAAGGCUGCCAAGGUCACUGCCGUCCGCCUGGAGGAUUCGGUUGUUCAGGCCUACAAGGAAAUCCUUGCCCAGAUUGACAACUACUCUGGCCCGGAACUCGGCGAGUUGAUGCGCACCCACCAAAUCAAAUCGCCCGAGACCGGCAACGAUAUCUCGGAACCCGUUGUCUUCAACCUCAUGUUCGCCUCGAGCAUUGGACCCACCGGCCAGUUGCAAGGUUUCUUGCGUCCUGAGACUGCUCAGGGUCAGUUCCUCAACUUCAAGAGAUUGCUCGAGUUCAACAACGACCGUAUGCCCUUUGCCUCUGCCCAGAUCGGUCGCUCCUUCCGUAACGAGAUUUCUCCUCGCGAGGGUCUUCUCCGCGUCAGAGAGUUCACCAUGGCCGAGAUUGAGCACUAUGUUGACCCCGCCAAGAAGGACCACUCUCGCUUCAGCGAGGUCGCCGACUACAAGCUCAACAUCUUGCCUGCCUCUGUCCAGCUUUCUGGCAAGACUGACCUUUUGAACAUCACUGUUGGCGAGGCUGUGGAGAAGAAGAUUAUCGACAACCAGACCUUGGGUUACUUCUUGGUCCGCAUCCACAUGUUCUUGACCAAGAUCGGUAUCAACCCCGACCGCGUUCGUUUCCGUCAGCACAUGGCCAACGAGAUGGCCCAUUACGCCUGCGACUGCUGGGAUGCUGAGAUUCACACCUCGUACGGCUGGAAGGAGUGCGUUGGCUGUGCUGAUCGUUCUGCCUACGAUUUGACUGUCCACUCCAACAAAACUGGCGAGAAGUUGGUUGUCCGUGAGCGUCUUCCAGAGCCCUUGGUCGAGGAGAAGCUUCAACUCGAGAUCAACAAGAAGGUCUUUGGCCCCCGUUUCAAGAAGGAUGCCAAGGCUGUCGAAGAGCACUUGGCUGCUUUGGAUGAGAACACUUUGGUUGGCUUGAAGAAGUCUCACGAUGAGGCUGGCACCUUUGCCAUCAACGUCAACGGCUCUUCCUUCGACAUCACCAAGGACCUUAUCACCAGCUUCGAGAGGGUCUCCAUCACCACCCACAUUCGCGAGUACACCCCUAACGUUAUUGAGCCUUCAUUCGGUAUUGGUCGUAUCUUGUAUUGCUUGAUGGAGCACGUCUACUGGACCCGCCCCGAAGGUGAGGCCCGUGGUGUUCUUUCCUUCCCUCCCGUUGUUGCCCCUACUAAGUGCUUGUUGGUUCCUCUCUCAACCAACGAGGUCUUUACGCCCAUCCUCAACAAGGUCUCUGCCCAGCUCCGCCGCAGCGGUGUGUCGAGCAAGAUUGACGACUCUGGUGCUUCAAUCGGUCGUCGCUAUGCCCGUAACGACGAGCUCGGCACGCCCUUUGGCAUCACUGUCGAUUUCCAGUCUGCCCAGGACGAUACCAUUACCCUCCGUGAGCGUGACUCGACCAAGCAGAUCCGUGAGAAGAUUGAGGUCGUUGUCGACCUCGUCAAGGAGAUUUGCGAGGGCAAGAUUACCUGGGCCGAUGUCUCUGCUAAGUACCCUGCCUUUGUCUCCCAGGAGGUUGCCGAGUAA